AGAAAUUGACAUUUUAUUGUGAGUGGUGAUUCAUACAAAUCACAAAUCUACAAACAAAACUUUAUACAAUAAUUGCAUUACUCAUACAUAUACGUAAUAUAAUAUUUUGUGCAAAGAUACUACAAUAAAAAUGUUUUCAACAAAUCCUAAUUAUUCCAAAUUAAAGACACAUUUGAGACUAGCUAUUAAUCGGCUUAAAUUAAUAGAAAAGAAGAAAACCGAAUUGGCUCAAAAGGCUCGUAAGGAAAUAGCUGAAUAUAUUGCAGCAGGUAAAAGUGAACGUGCAAAAAUUCGUGUGGAACAUAUAAUUAGAGAGGACUAUAUGGUAGAAGCAAUGGAGAUAGUGGAAAUGUACUGUGACUUGGUGCUGGCGCGAUUCGGACUUGUGACACAGAUGAAAGAACUUGACGAAGGUCUCAGUGAAGCUAUUUCAACUCUUAUUUGGGUUGCUCCAAGGAUGCAUACUGAUAUCCAGGAACUUAAAAUAAUAUCAGAUUUAUUUACUGCAAAGUAUGGCAAAAUAUAUGCUGAUGCAUGCAGGAAUGAAAGUGUAAAUACUAUAAGUGACAAGUUGAAGCAUAAAAUGUCUGUACAAAGUCCUCCUAAAAUACUCGUUGAAAGAUACCUUAUUGAGAUAGCAAAGAACUAUAAUGUUGAAUACACUCCCGAUGAGCAAGUGAUGAGGGAGGAAGAGAGUCGUGAUGCUAUGCUGAUAGAUAUAAAUGGGCCUCCGAAUCCUCCUGGUUUCAUUGGGUACCCUCCACCCCCGUUGCCACAGACAUCAAGUAUGCCUCCACCAUCAGUGAAACCAUUUAAUUAUCAAUAUCAACCAUCUGGGGGUAAAGCUGGUGGAUUUAUUGCUACACCUCCAGGCUUUGGAGAAUCAAGCAAACCUAUGGUCUAUAAUGUGCCUCCCGGUGUUGAAUCUGCCACAUUAAAUAACAGCUUUUUACAGGAGGAAAUGAACAACCUACCUCCCGCUUAUGACAGCAUCGCUCAUGAUUUGCCUGCACAUGUACCAACACCUCAACCGAGAAACAAACCACCUCAAAACAACUUCUUUCCUGAAUUACCAGAGCUACCUUCCGUCCCAUCUGAAGUACUACCUUCAGUGCCUCAUAGCGCCUCUAAUGCAUCGAAUAACUCAAAUGCUUCCGAUCCAACUGCACCCGAUGAAAUUGACUUUGAAGAUCUGAACAGACGUUUUGAAGAAUUAAAGAAAAAGAAGUAAUCAUAUUAUGCAUAUAGUAUGUCUGGUGCAACAGUCAUAAGUAGCUAAAACUGUAAGUUAAAUAUGCAAUGUUAUUUCUAAAUUAUACCUAUUACUAAAGUAAUUGUUAAUGAACCCAAGUAAGCUUAAAAUAUUAUUAAACAUUAUUUCUUGUGCUUGAAUUUAUAUAAAAUAUGU
This is a messenger RNA of Melitaea cinxia (Glanville fritillary), 1408 nucleotides long. It is a transcript of the gene Ist1, whose product is annotated as IST1 homolog. Bases 131 to 1231 code for a protein of 366 amino acids. Gene Ontology annotation, biological process: protein transport. The transcript is spliced from 7 exons. NCBI's taxonomy places the organism in Eukaryota, Metazoa, Arthropoda, Insecta, Lepidoptera, Nymphalidae. The record is from RefSeq and is a predicted model, not a curated record.